AUGGUGGAAAUGGAUGUUGAUCCGAAUGAUCCUUUCAAGUACGUAACUGCGGAAAUCGCCUUCGAAAUAGAAUUGUCUCAGAAUUGUUCAAGGUGUCUAUACGCUCGCGGAGGCCAAUGUCGACUUCACAACACCGGAAUGUUUUACUGUGACCUAGGGAAUAAAUCAACAAAAACUCGUCUUAUAGUGACAGCAGUUGCAUCUGUGGGAGGAGCAUUAGGAGUUCUGAUAAUUUUGGGUUGGUGCAUUAGAAGACGCUUUUACAAGAAGAAAAACCCCACCCACCAAAUCAUUGAGAUGUUCCUGAACACCCACGGUCAUCUUGCAGCCAAAAGAUACAGUUUUUCAGAGAUAAAGAAGGCCACCAAUUCCUUCAGAAACAAAUUGGGUCAAGGAGGGUAUGGUAGCGUGUACAAGGGCAAGUUAAACGAUGGAAGCCUUGUGGCAGUGAAAGUUUUAAGCGACUCCAAAGGUAACGGUGAGGAAUUCAUCAAUGAAGUUGCUAGCAUCAGUGUCACUUCUCAUGUUAACGUUGUUAGUUUACUAGGAUUCUGUCAGGAAGGUUCUAAAAGAGCUUUGAUAUAUAAGUACAUGCCUAAUGGAUCACUUGAGAAGUUCAUAUAUGAAGACAAGAAUCCACAUAAGCUUAAUCUUCAAUUAAGCUGCAAAACCAUCUACAAUGUUGCACUUGGCAUCGCUCGAGGAUUAGAGUAUUUACAUAGAGGAUGCAAUACUAAAAUCUUGCACUUUGAUAUAAAACCUCACAAUAUAUUGCUUGAUGAGGAUUUCUGUCCCAAGAUUUCAGAUUUUGGACUAGCUAAAAUAUGUCAGAAAAAAGAGAGUAUUGUGUCCUUAUUGGGAACUAGGGGAACUGCAGGAUACAUUGCUCCUGAGGUAUUCUGUAGAAAUUUUGGAGAAGUCCCUCAUAAAUCUGAUGUAUACAGCUAUGGAAUGGUGGUUCUAGAAAUGGCGGGGGGAAAGAUGAAUAACAAUGUUGAAGUGGAAUGUUCAAGCGAAAUAUAUUUUCCACACUGGGUUUACAAGCGUCUUGAGCAUAAUCAAGAGCCUAGAUUGAGAAGCAUAAAAAAUGAAAGUGAUAAAGAAAUGAUACGAAAGUUGAUUAUUGUGAGCUUAUGGUGCAUUCAGACAGACCCGUCAAACAGACCAGCAAUGAGUAAAGUGGUAGAUAUGAUGGAAGGAAGCUUGGAGCUCUUGCAAAUACCACCAAAACCUUAUCUCUCUUCACCUCCCAGAUCUCCUCCUAGGUCCUCUGAUCAAAGCACCUACACUUCUUCGACCAUGUAUCUUUCUGAGUACUAA
This is a messenger RNA of Sphenostylis stenocarpa, 1320 nucleotides long. Lineage: Eukaryota; Viridiplantae; Streptophyta; Magnoliopsida; Fabales; Fabaceae. The record is from the annotation of a GenBank genome assembly.